Messenger RNA from Malania oleifera, 1118 nucleotides. RefSeq lists its product as uncharacterized. The record is from RefSeq and is a predicted model, not a curated record. NCBI's taxonomy places the organism in Eukaryota, Viridiplantae, Streptophyta, Magnoliopsida, Santalales, Ximeniaceae. The transcript has 3 exons. The coding region runs from base 224 to 616 and encodes 130 amino acids.
AAGUUCACUUUGACAAACACAAGUUUAGAUCACUUGCGUCGAUAUUUUUAAUUUUUCUGAAAACGACUGCGCAAACACGCGCCGGCGCAACGCGGUCGCUCCUGGGCCAAAGCAGAAGUAAGAAUAAAGAAUCCCUCCAAAAUGCUAACGAAAAAUCAAUACCUGUCCGCACACCAAGGCAUGGCCUCCGGCUUCCCGACGACCAUGCACCAGACCUUCCCAAAUGCUCACACUGCCUCACCUCUCCCUCUCCUCUUCCGUCCCUUCUCCGUUUCCUCCUGCCCCCGCUUCUUCCCCAUCCCCUUCUCUCCUCCUACGCUGUGCCUCCACCGUCCAUUCUCAGAUUGUCCCUCCAAUCUCCGCGUGCGGUCCGUCCGAUGCUUUGCUGCCAGUCCCGGCCCUCCGCCGCCAGAACGCGACUCCAGCUCUUCAGCAGGUGCUUUCUCAAAUUUCUGUAAAUCUCAAGACAAUCUGCGGAUCUUCUUUGCGGUUCUGUUCUGGCUUUCUCUGUUCUUCUGGGCUUCUGCAUGGGAUGGGAGGAAUAAUGGUAGACCGAAUAAGGGAUCACGAUUUAGAAGAUAACAGAAGCAGUAAAAGAAGCAAGGGUUGGCAAUGAAGAAUUGAUCUUGCCUGGCCGCCUCAUGUAUUCCAGCUCCAGGGUGGCCGCCGGGUAACGUUUACAUUGGAGAAAUUUUGUUUUGAAUGUGUCAGGAAUUUUGAAGGAUAGUUUGAGAAUUGGGAGGAUUGUUUGCUGAGUCCUAGCUCCAACCACAUGCUGACGUCUUGUUGCUCGUAGAGAAUCAAGCGUGUGAGGAAGAGAUUGAAAUUCAUGGAUCCUGUGGUAGAAUUAAAUUCUGUUGUAGCAGUUGCGGCAGCUUGGGGCAAUGCUGCAUUGCAUUGCCAAUGUAUUGCAACUGUUCUAGCUUCUUCUUUUUUAAAAAAAAAAUUGUUUUCGUUGUUUCAGUUUUUGCUUUUGUUUUAGUUCCAAUUGAAAGGAGGUAGUUGCAAAAAACUUUGCUGCCUAAUGUUGUGUGGUUUGUGCACAAAUGACAUCUUUUAAUUCAAACACAUUGUAUGUUUUUUAUUUUUAAAAAUUAAACUCAGAUUUAAUUAUCAAA